UCCACCACUUUUGAAAAACUAGUUACUAGUAUUAGGUUAUUAGAAAACUUAAUAUUUGAGAGAAGAUGAGAAGAGAAUUACUGAUAUGGUCCUUUUUUAUUCUCUCUGUGGUUGUUCAUUCUGCAUGUGAAACCACUUCCAACCCUAAAACCGGAGAUUAUACACCUCUGAAGAAGCAGCAUGAUUACCUUAAGCUUAAGGAUGUAUAUGAUACGAGGAACAAAUCAAGCACAAUGCAUGAAGUUCAGCAUUUAAGGAUUUCCCAGAAACUGAAAGCAAAGCCAACCCCCGGUGGUGCCUCCGACCUAAGUCGCACCCGUCCCAGCAAGGGUGCAGCAAGCUCUGUACUAGCUAAACACCCCAGUUUCUUCCUCUUCGCAGUGUUCAGGCAUGUUGCUGUUGGAUUGAUCAUCUUUGCUCUGUAUUAAUCGCUUGAGGUAAUUUUGUACACGUUAUUUAGGACGCGAUGGAUGUGGAAGUUUCGCGAUCAAACUUUCGCUGUUAAACCCGUUUCUCAAACCUGCUUCUUAUGUAAUUGUAAAUUAGAAUAUCUACUUAUUGCAUUAUUUGACAUUUCUUCCCAUCUA
Pyrus x bretschneideri (Chinese white pear) is the source of this 587-nucleotide messenger RNA. RefSeq lists its product as uncharacterized. The record is from RefSeq and is a predicted model, not a curated record. Lineage: Eukaryota; Viridiplantae; Streptophyta; Magnoliopsida; Rosales; Rosaceae. The transcript is spliced from 2 exons. The coding region runs from base 66 to 428 and encodes 120 amino acids.